This is a messenger RNA of Metschnikowia bicuspidata var. bicuspidata NRRL YB-4993, 441 nucleotides long. RefSeq lists its product as uncharacterized. The transcript has a single exon. NCBI's taxonomy places the organism in Eukaryota, Fungi, Ascomycota, Pichiomycetes, Serinales, Metschnikowiaceae. Bases 1 to 441 code for a protein of 146 amino acids. The record is from RefSeq and is a predicted model, not a curated record. Gene Ontology annotation, cellular component: mitochondrion.
AUGGAAGACAUCCAGAACUCCGCCACCAACUACGUGGAUCUUGCGGGCCAGUCGCCCAUCCCGCCGGCCGUGGCCUCGGCGUCGCUUCUAUAUGUAGGCAUGUCAUCGCCCACGGCCAUCGCGUCGAAAAUCGGGUCUUCCGGCGGCUCGUCGCUGUUUUCCAAGUCGGCCACAAUCACAAAACCAACACGCAGCACGUGUCUUUUAUUUGGCGCCGCCAACGCUUUGGGCGGCUGGAUCAUUUAUGACGGGGACGUGACCAACGGCGCCGGAUUCACGUUUGCCUGGUCCGCCUUGUAUUUAGUAGUCAAUGGGCGGCCGUCCAUGCGCAGCAUGUUGCGAGGCCGCAUGAGCCCCGUGGCGCUUUCUGUGUUGGCGCUCGGAAACGCGGGGAUUUACGGCAAGCAGUUUUUCUGGCCCUCGGCACAGAGCGCCCUGUGA